AUGGCUGGAAAUCCUAGAUUUGAAAUGACUUUGGCUAGCCCAGACUCCAGUUUUGCUGGGGGCUAUCAGAAUGGACCUAGAGGGAGUUAUUCUGGUCCAAGUUUGAAUAGGUCUGGAAGCUUUAGAGAGGGUGCAGAAAGUAGAAUGCUUGGUUCUGGGAAGGCUACAUCUAGGGGGACUGCUAUGUCAGCUGGGGACGUUUCAUCAUUGUCUCAAUGUCUGAUGUUGGAGCCAAUCGUUAUGGGUGAUCAAAAGUACCCACGGUCAGAUGAGUUAAGGAGGAUUAUUGGCUCUUCUGUUGGUAACAGCUCAGAGGACAAUUCUUUUGGUGCCGUUCAUCUGAAGACUUCACCUCCAGUAGUUAUGGAGGAAUUAAAACGAUUUCGAGCUAGUUUUGCCGAUACUCGUCUCAAAGCUAGUGGUAGAGCCAAAAAGCUGGACGAGCAUUUAAAUAAGUUGAACAAUUAUCUUGAAACCAUGACCCGUAAGAAUCAGCAACGGAAUGAGCUAUUGACAAAUGAUCGAUCAACUAGUUCAAGCUCAAAGAUGGGAACCCAGAUGCAGCGUAGCCCUUCGGAGCUUGUAGCUCAUAAAUUUGAGGACGGACCUAAGAAUAUUGUUCUGAAUAAGCGUUUAAGGACAUCAAUUGUAGAAACUCGGGCGGACUUCCGGGAUAAUGGAUUACUUCGGCAGCCUUUGGCAAUGACAAAAGAACGAGACCUGCUUAAAGAUGGUGGUGCAGAUGCAGAUAUUGUUGAGGAAAGGAUAAGAAAAUUACCUGCUGGUGGAGAAGGUUGGGACAAGAAAAAGCGAAGGAAACGCUCGGUAGCUGCAGUCUUUUCAAGAGCUAUUGAUUCUGAUGGGGAACUGAAACGUACUAUGCAUCAUAAGCUUAUUAGUGAACCUGGUGGUGGUAACAAGUUGGACUCUAUACCGUCUCCUGCUGGUUCUAAUUCUCAUGCAACUCCAAAAACUGAGCAAGAAAGAUCUGUUCUUUCAAGGGAUUUUCAUCCCGGACAGAAUAAGGAGCGAGUCUUAGGAAAAGGAAACAUAAAGUUUAAUAACAGCAAGGAGAAUCUUGGUGUUUGUCCUAGUCCAGUAGUAAAAGGGAAAGCCUCAAGGGCACCUCGAAGUGGCUCUAUAUGUGGAACCAAUUCAGCUUCUAAUAUUCCCCGUAUAUCUGGAGCUUUGGAGGAACAACCUCAAGGUGUAAAUAAAAAUCCUUCAAUUGGCAGCUCUAACAAUCGGAAGCGUGGUAUACCGACCGUAUCAUCCUCUCUGCCCAUCACUCAUUGGGUUGGGCAGAGGCCACAGAAGAUUUCCCGUACAAGGAGGACGAAUCUUGUGCCAGUAUCAAACCAUGAUGAAGCACAGAUGCAAUCUGAAGGAUGUUCCCCUUCAGAUCUUGGUACUAGAUUAGGCUCUGGCGUGACUAAUGUUUCCCUUAUCUCUAGAAGUACAGCCACUGGAACUCAUAAUUUCAAAGUUAAACCUGAAAAUGUUUCAUCCCCUGCUAGAUUAUCUGAAAGUGAAGAAUUUGGGGCUGGUGAAAACAAACUAAAGGAUAUAGGUUUAGGGAGUGUAGGUGUGGAAGAAAAAGACGAAAAUGGUGGUCAGAACAUCAGGUCUUCUGCAAUUCUUACAAAGAAGAACAAAAUUGUUGUUAAAGAAAAGAAAGGUGAUGGUGUACAGAGACAAGGCCAAAGUGGAGGUGUCUUGCCAUUUUCUAGUCCUAGUAUUUCACCAAUGAUAGAUAAGGCAGCGACAACCAAGCCACUGCGAAGUGCUAGGUCUGGUUCUGACAAGAAUGCAAGUAAGUCAGGCCGUCUUUUGAAGAAGCUAUCUGACCGCAAAGGUCUCUCUCGUCUUGUCCAUGUGGCAAAUGGAGGUUCCCCUGAUUUUAGUGGGGAAUCAGAGGAUGACCGUGAAGAGAUUUUAAAAGCCGCAAAUUUUGCUUACGACUCCAGUGUCCGUGCCUGUUCAAGCCCAUUCUGGAAGAAAGUUGAGGCAUUGUUUGCUUCUAUUAGCCCAGAUGAAAGAUCAUAUUUAUCACAACAGCUGAAAUCGGCAGAAGAAUAUUCUGGAAGCUUGAAUCAGAUCAUUGGCCCUGGAAAUAAUAUUCAACUGGAAAUGGGUGAUCAUGGGCACGAAGAAAUUUCUGCCUCGGAUUCACUCUUUGGUGAGAGGAAUGGACACAUGAAAAGUGAAACCGGCUUAAAAGACUCUUUCGAUAGUGUGGAAUUUGUCCAGCAACUGCAGGAUUCCUCUUUGCUUGGAAGCCUAGAUACAGGACGUACUCCACUUUAUCAAAGGAUUCUAUCAGCUGUUAUUAUGGAAGAUGAAAUUGAAGAAUGCAAGGAAAAUGGAUUUAGAAGAUCAAGGAGUUCACCUGAUGAUCCACGCUUUGUUCUUGGUUCUGAAAGUAAAAAUAGGUCUUCGAACUUCUCCGAGCCAAUCGUUGGCAUCCGAACACAGAAAAAUGGCAACCCAGAUCAAUUUUUCUCUUGCAACGGAAAUACUGACCUCAAUAGAAUCCGUAGUGCUAGAGUACAUCCAUGCAACUCUGAAAUGCUACAAGGUGACAGUGGAUAUGAGCAUUUAGAGGUUGAUAUGUUGUCUGGACGUUCAAGAUGUGAUUAUGGUGCACAAAAUUUUCAGUCAAAAAGUUGUGGCAUAUCUUUCUCUGAUUACCAAUAUGAUGAGAUGUAUCUUGAAGACAAACUCGUAUUGGAGCUGCAGAGUGUUGGUCUGUAUUCUGAAACCAUGCCUCCAUUGGAUAAUAAAGAGGAUGAAGUAAUCAACCAUGAAAUUGUGCAGCUAGAGAGUGGACUUCAUCAAAAGAUUGGAAAGAAGAAAAUGUGCCUAGAUAAAUUUUACAAGGCUAUUCAAGAAGAAAAUGAUGCAGAAAGACGGAACCCUGAGCAGGUUGCAAUGGAUAAACUUGUUGAAUUGGCAUACCAGAAAUUUUUGGCAACUCGAGGAAGCUUUGCUUCUAAACAUGAGAUUGCCAAAGUGUCGAAACAAUCUGCAUUGGCAUUUGCCAAGAGGACACUUUCCAGAUGCCAGAAAUUUGAAGAUUUAGGAGCAAGUUGCUUUACUGAGCCUGCAAUCCGGGAUAUUGUUUAUGCUGCACCUCCCCGGGUCAAUGAACCGGCGCCGCUUCCUGAUGCUAACCUGUCAGUUGCUAAUGGCUCCUUACUUGGCUGUACCAAUGGGAGUUCAGCUGAUGUGUUUGAGACUUCAGGACAUCAAUCCGAUCACGACUUUGCUAAAAAUGGACCAAUAUCCAACAGAGGAAAGAAAAAGGAAGUAUUGCUUGAAUAUGUUGGUGGUGCUGUUUUUAGAUCAACACCUACUUUAGGCAUUUCAGGUGAUGCAAGAGGAAAGAGAAGUGAGAGAGAGAGAGAAACUUCAACCAGAAACCUGGCUUCCAGCUCAUCAAUGGGCGGCUCUAAGGGUGAACGUAAAACAAAAGCAAAGCCGAAGCAGAAGACAGCUCAGCUUUCCACAUCAGGAAAUGGAUUUGUCAAUAAAAGAGAUAUUAGAUCAAUAUCUUCUGGUAAUGCCCCUCUGGAUUCAUCAAAGGAGACGAAGAAAUCUAUGGACUUCCCAAAUUUGCCACUGGAUGGUGUAGAUUCAAUAGAACAGCUAGGAGUAGAUUCUGAUAUUGGCGGAACACAGGAUUUCAGUUCUUUGUUCAAUUUUGAUGAGGACGGCCGGGAGUUCUUUCACAUGUUGACUUUAGCAGCAGGGAGUUCUUUCACAGCAUGUUUGGUAAGCAAUUUUGGACUGGACUUACAGUAUUAUCAAGAAGAUAUUUACAGCACCUGCAGGAUUCCUAACGCAUGGAUUUGGAAGAAAUUCUCUUCUUCUGUCUGUCUAACGCCCUGCUUACCCCUCCGGAAAGGUAGCUCUAACGCCGUUUUCUUGCUCCAUAUUGUCUACCACAUUCUGACUAUGCUAAGGAGUUCACCUGAUGAUCUAUGGUUCGUUCUUGAUUCUGAAAGUAAAAAUAGGACUCCACUGAACUUCUCUGAGCCAAUUGUCGGCAUCCAAACUCAGAAAAAUGGCAACCCAGAUCAAUUUUCUCUUGCAAUGGAAAUAUUGACGACCAAUGCUAGAGUACAUGCAUGCAACUCUGAAAUGCUACAGGGUGAGGGCGAAUAUGAGCGUUUAGAGGUUGAUUUUUUUGGCUAG
Molecule: messenger RNA, 4197 nt
Organism: Fraxinus pennsylvanica
Lineage: Eukaryota; Viridiplantae; Streptophyta; Magnoliopsida; Lamiales; Oleaceae
Source: the annotation of a GenBank genome assembly